UGGGCUUUGAGGAACUUACAAUUGUAAUGGGGAAGCAGGAGAUGUAACCUUAGUGCAACUGCAGGUUAAUAUCGACUAAUGUUGCUGUAAGAGAUCAGCAAGGUGUACGUAAUUGUCUUUUUGAGAGAUUUUGCUAUAUUGGAAGUAUUUUCACUACUAUUAAUCAUUCUGCAGAAAUUUGCCAUAAUAAAUUAUACCAUUUUAUACCAAAUUGUACUUGACUGUGUGAAGUGCCAGCAGCAGUUAUGCGGUCAAAUGGACAGCGGGGGGAAGAAGGCAGCACAAUUAUGAUGAAAUGCAGCGAGCUGGCUCUGUAAUUACAAAGCAAACUGCUGAUCUGUAGUGAGAUAUUCAGCUCUUAUGGGACGGCUGAAUCAGAUAGGAAAUCUGUGGGGACCGUUCCUCCCGGUGUAAAUAUGUACAGUAUAUCCUCUUUGUACAUGCUUUGAAGUAAAGAUUUCAUCACAAACACGCAGUUCUAGACUUGCUUUCAUUAUAUCCCUAUUAGACAAAUCUAUUUUACAUGCUUUUAAUUUGAAAAACAGCUCAAAUUCAUCUCAAAUUGUGUUUUCCUUGCAGACUUUAAAAAUAGCAAUGUCAAUAAAAUGACAGAUUUCUGACCACUGAAUGUUGUCCAGCCAGUUGUAGGUUGUACGAAUUGAAAUAUAGGAGAAUAAAAGCACUAUGGCCAUUAGUGGAAGAAAGCCUUAAAUCCCUUAAGUGUUUCUUCAGUCGGAAGUAAAAGCAUCUCAUUGAUUUUAUUCAAUGCCAAGUGUGUGUUACUUCUUCUGUGCCUUGUCACCUUUAAUCAGCUCUAAUGUUUACAUUAUGUUCUCACUUUAGAUUCAUUUUAAGUUUGAUUACACUGACCACUUACAAUUUGGUCUGAGAAUCAGAUUUUAAAUGCUUGUGGCUUCUUAUGAAACUAAUAAGCUGCUAGACUCGAGCAGAAAAGAGAAGUCACAGGUCUGGUAAACUUUCUUCUAGGUCAAUCCCCCCCAACGCAUGCUGACUCAAAUGACCUCACUUGAGGCAGAGACGCCGCUCCUGGAGGCAUUAUCAUUUUCCCCCCCUUUAGAUUUAGAGAAAUCUUUAGAAAAUAUCAUUUUGUUCCACUCUUACAGUUACUGACACUGAUCUGAGAAGAGUGGUGGUGGAGUGACUGAAGUAGAGUCUGUAGUGAGUGAUCUCCAUGAGGAGGGGAAGAAUGCCAUCAAUGCUCCCAUGCUUCCCACAGGGACAGAAAUCCAUCCGGAGGACACACUGAUGGAGGAAAAUGCAGAGAGGAUCAUGUUGGACCCAACAUCGCGGGAGAAUCUUAAAUUUAAGGAUCUUCUGAAGGUCCUGAUAGACUGGAUCAACAGUGAGUUGGAGGAAGACAGGAUCAUUGUCAAAGACCUGGAGGAGGAUUGUUACGAUGGACAAGUUCUCCAGAAGUUAUUUGAAAAGUUGUCAGGAAGGAAGCUGAACGUGGCUGAGGUGACUCAGUCCGAGAUCGGCCAAAAGCAGAAGCUGCUGACGGUUUUGGAGGCCGUCAACGAAAUGCUUCGGCCUCAUGGCUGGACCAUUGAGUGGAGUGUGGACUCUAUCCAUUCAAAGAACCUGGUGGCGAUCGUCUACCUGCUGGUGGCUCUGGCGAUGCACUUCCAGGCCCCAAUCAGACUGCCAGAGCAUGUUUCUGCGCAGGUUGUGGUCGUCAAGAAACGUGAGGGCAUCCUGCAGACGGCUCUUGUGACCAAGGAGCUGACGAGCACCACAGAAAUGAUGAUGGGAAGGUUUGAGAGAGACGCGUUUGACACUUUGUUGGAUCACGCACCUGACAAGCUCAACGUUGUUAAAACGUCUCUCAUCACGUUUGUGAACAAACACCUGAACAAGCUGAACCUGGAGGUGACUGAGCUGGAAUCUCAGUUUGCUGAUGGCGUCUACCUGAUAUUGCUGAUGGGACUGCUCGAAGACUACUUUGUCCCUCUGUACAACUUCUUCCUCACUCCUGAGAGCUUCGAACAGAAGGUCCACAAUGUGGCGUUUUCCUUUGAGCUGAUGCAGGAUGGAGGCCUGAAGAAACCCAAAGCCAGACCAGAAGAUGUUGUCAACCUGAACCUCAAGUCCACCCUCAGAGUCCUCUACAACCUUUUCACAAACUACAAAAACUCUGAUUGAACUUUUCCAGUUUCACCCCCCUGAUAUUAAUUCUGAACGCUGCUCUGUGCCUGUGCUGAUAUUAUGCGUAGCAGUCUGGACACUGCAGAACCCCAACCGGGACCCACAAUGAUGUGGGACUUAAACGACCCAGGGAAGAAGCCGGAAAAGGCCCUGAAUGUUAGUCAUUAAUCUUCCCCAAAUGUCAGUAUUUAUUUAUUCCUUUUUUUAAAUAUUAAAUGCAACUUAGAAAACCCUGCAACCUUUCAGCCUUUUAAAUACACAACCGUCGCAGGAUAAAUAAAUGAGGGCCGACUGUUUAAACAUUUGUGUUAAACUGAUAACUGAAAAUACUGUUAUAUAUUAAAUAGUAUCUAAAACACAUUUCUGUAAAUAUUAAAAGUAUAGUUUGGGAAAAUGGACCUAUUCGUUUUACUGCCAAGAGUUUGAUGAGAAGAUCGAUAUCACAAAAUGUUAAGCUAAUGUAAGAGCCAGAAGCGGCUUCGUCUCUACUGAAAUUCUGAGUUGUUAUGGCAGACUAUCUUAGUAUUAAGUAAGACAUAUAUCAAAGAGUCAAAUUCUUGUUGUAACUCAUUACCAAAUACACUUUUACUUGCUGUUUUUUGUAUGAUUAGUGCAGAGCUGUUUCCCUCUGCUAUAUUUGUUAUGCUAGGCUAAGCUAACUGUAGCUUCAUGUGUGUGGUGAGAAUUGAUCCUCUCGUGUUACUCUUGAUAAGAAAGUAAAUAAGUAUUAUUUCCUCUUUCUAUUCCUUUAAGAAACUUGAAAAUGCGAUGUGUUAUAUAUUAUAUGAUAUCUGAAAAUGCUUUGUUUGUAUAUUACUACAGCUAUAUAUACAUAUAUAUUUGCUUUUACUUGAUAACUGAGGUAAGAAUGAUCCUUCUUUCUCUGACCUAUGCACAUCACUUUUCAAGCCGUAAGAGCUGCUGCUGUUUUGCCUUAAGUGCUGUGCGCUCUCUCAGCCCCAGGAGAGCCAGGAGUCAGAGUACCUUUGUAUUGACCCAGCCUUUUCAUACAAGUCUCCGAGGAGGUCUGGACCCUCACUCGGCUCUCCUGAAGCAGAGCCCGCUGUGCCACCUGGAGAUGUGCUAAGAUGUACCAUGCAUGGCUACUCAUGCAUUUUAAAGCCGGGGAUGAAUUAUUAAGAGAGUGGAUGAAUCAAUCUAAACCACGCUUGCGUUUGAUGUCUCACCCCUGUGCAUUUCUCGUUUUUUUUUUAUUAUCUUGCCUAUCGAGAAAUAAAUGCCUGAAAUCAAACAGAAUGAGAAU
This is a messenger RNA of Eleginops maclovinus (Patagonian blennie), 3430 nucleotides long. RefSeq names its product parvin, beta (gene parvb). The transcript is spliced from 13 exons. The record is from RefSeq and is a predicted model, not a curated record. Bases 1225 to 2163 code for a protein of 312 amino acids. Gene Ontology annotation, molecular function: actin binding. NCBI's taxonomy places the organism in Eukaryota, Metazoa, Chordata, Actinopteri, Perciformes, Eleginopidae. Gene Ontology annotation, biological process: substrate adhesion-dependent cell spreading; lamellipodium assembly; establishment or maintenance of cell polarity. Gene Ontology annotation, cellular component: lamellipodium; cytoplasm; focal adhesion.